AUGUGGGACGACGAGGACAACAACCCCUACGGCUCCUUCAACAGACGCGACUCGGAGACGUCCGAUGCUCCCGCCUUCCGUCAAGCCCCCUCGACACCACCCUCGGGCGCGAGCAGUCCACCCCAGUCUACACCCGAAUACCACCGACCAGACGACCACCACGAUGACGACGAUGAGGACGUGUCGCAGUCGCGCCGAAUUGAGCCCAAGAAAGGCGGCUACCACAGUCGCAUUGAGCAGAUCCUCUAUGAGAACCCCGACCUAGAAAUCCAAAUCGUCCACGCAGGCAAGAACACCGAAGGCGGAGGCAGCUACAUCACCUACACUAUUCGCACUGGAGACAUCGAAGUACGAAGACGCUACAGUGAAUUCGCUUCGCUGAGAGCCACCCUGGUCGCCCUGCAUCCAACCCUCAUCAUUCCACCAAUUCCUGAGAAACACUCCAUCACCGAUUACGCUUCAAAACCUACCAAGGCGAAAGAGGAUCUGGGCAUUAUCGAAUUGCGCCAGCGCAUGCUGACCACCUUCCUCAACCGCUGCCGUCGCAUGCAAGAAGUCCGCGAUGACAAUGUCUGGUGGCGUUUCCUCGAUCCCAACGCGAGCUGGAACGAGGUCCUCCACUCCCACCCCGUUGUGAAUAUCCCCAAGAACAAUCUGAAGGCUCCUCCGCUCGACCCUGCCAACCCUUCUCCUGGUCACAACUUCUUGCCCGUCCCUUCAUCCUCAGCAAAACUACGCUCAUCUGGCAACGCUACCGCAUCCGGUACACCCAGCUCACCGCCAAUGCAACAACCAUCGACUGCUGCUCACUCGUCUCCUGGUCCUCAAGUAUUCGGCCGUUUUCCUCCUGAAUCUCAACACUUGUCAGAAGAGGAUCUCGACCCCUACUUUGUUCAGUUCGAGAACUCAUCGCGCGAGCUGGAAACCCUGCUGCAAGGCUCCAUGGAAAAGGUCAACCAGCGAACUCUUCAGCAUCUGUACAAGCUUGGAGAUGAUCUUAUGGAAUUAGGUGGCCGUUACAAUGCCUUCUCACUUUCCGAACAGUCUGCUGAGGUUGCUGCCGCCAUUGAGAAGAUCGGCCAGGCUUGCGAUUUUACAUACAUCCAGACCCGCGAUCUUUCCAGCGGCUUGUCAGCUCAAUUUGCUGAGCCUAUGCGUGAGAGUGCUCAGUUUGCUGGUAUUGUCAAGGGCGUUCUGAGAUACAGAGUUUUGAAGCGUGUUCAACAAGAGAUGACUCGUGACGAACUUGAAAAGAAGAGGACAUCUCUCGACUCUCUAGAAAGAAGCGAAGCCGAGGCCAAGCGUAUUGAACAAUACCUCCACAACUCAGGUUCUUCACCGCCUCAACGUAGCAUGAGUACUGGCAGUAACGCUGCUAGACGCAACCCAGCCAGAGAUCAGCUACCCAGGCGCGCAGAGGAUGACACAGCAAGUAUCGACUCGGACUUCCCUCCCACGAUGGGCAGUGCUCCGAGCGCAGCUCAGGGCUCUCCUCACCAAGAACAACCUACUAGUCCUACGCAACAUAAGAGAGGCGCUAGCGGCAACUUUGUAACAAACAAGAUCUUUGGGCGACUCACUCAUGCAUAUCAUAAUGUUGUGGACGCUGAUCCUGAGCGCAUGAGGAGAGAUCAGAUUGGCAAGACGAAAGAAAGUUUGACACAGCUUGAGCAAGCUCUGGAAGUCUCGGAAAAAGACGUCAAGGAUGCCAGCGGUGCUGUUCUCAAAGACCUGAAACGCUUCCAGAGCGACAAGGAAGAAGACCUGAGGAAAUACAUGCUGGCAUUCGCACGCUGUCAUAUCGAGUGGGCGCAACGCAGUCUAGAGACUUGGGAAGAAGCUCGGGUGGAAGUCAACAAGAUUCCUGUAUUAGAGCCGAGGUAG
Molecule: messenger RNA, 1884 nt
Organism: Aureobasidium melanogenum CBS 110374
Lineage: Eukaryota; Fungi; Ascomycota; Dothideomycetes; Dothideales; Saccotheciaceae
Product: putative autophagy protein Atg20
Exons: 6
Coding region: 1-1884 (627 amino acids)
Biological process (GO): retrograde transport, endosome to Golgi
Molecular function (GO): phosphatidylinositol binding
Source: RefSeq, a predicted model, not a curated record